AUGGCUACACAAAAAAAAUAUGAUAUUGAUAAUCUUACCAUAGCUCAAUUAGGACAAUUUUCAAAAGCUGUAGAAGAAGAAAUCACAUUUCUUCAAGAAUCAUUAGAUCAAUUAAAACUUGUUAAAAAAAAGUUUGUCAAUAGUCGAGAUACUGUAAAAUCUGUUGAUCCUAAGGAAGCAAAUAAAAAAUAUUUAAUACCAUUGACAGAAACAAUGUUUGUUAAAGCAAAAGUUCCUAAUCCUGAUGAAUAUUUAAUUGAAAUUGGUACUGGAUAUUAUGUUCAAAUGAACAGACAAAAAUCAAUGGAAUAUUUUGAAAGAAAAGAAAAAUAUUUGAAUGACAGAGUUCAAGAAGUUGAAAAAAUUAUAAAUGAUAAAAGAGCAACUCGCCAAGCACUUGUUUCUACACUUCAAGAAAAAGUUGCAAAACAAGCAUCAACUACUAACCCACAGCCUGCUCAAGUUUAA
This is a messenger RNA of Strongyloides ratti, 468 nucleotides long. Its product is annotated as Prefoldin subunit 5. Lineage: Eukaryota; Metazoa; Nematoda; Chromadorea; Rhabditida; Strongyloididae. Bases 1 to 468 code for a protein of 155 amino acids. The transcript has 2 exons. Gene Ontology annotation, biological process: regulation of DNA-templated transcription; protein folding. Gene Ontology annotation, cellular component: cytoplasm; prefoldin complex. The record is from RefSeq and is a predicted model, not a curated record.